GCUUGAAGGCAAGGCUUUCGGAUUACAGGCCGUCACAAUUCCCUCAGAAAUUCCCGUUCGCGACGCUGCGAAGCUGGGAAAGCGAAGAGCGUCUGGCGACAAACCACCGACUCGACCGGAGAAAAAGAUCAUGACGGACGUCAAGAUGCAGGUAGAUAGCCCUCAGGAAACCGUGGAAAAGAUCAAGCAGGGGGAGAUUGAUGAAUCUUUAUACAGUCGACAGCUAUAUGUCCUUGGUCAUGAGGCUAUGAAGCGUAUGGGCACUUCGAACGUUCUCGUUGUCGGACUUAAAGGUCUUGGUGUUGAGAUUGCCAAGAACAUUGCUCUCGCCGGUGUGAAGUCCCUUACUUUGUACGAUCCCGCGCCCGUUGCCAUUUCAGACCUUUCCUCCCAGUUCUUCCUUGAGCCCCAGGAUGUCGGUAAACCACGUGCCGAAGUGACGGCCCCCAAGGUCGCGGAGCUUAAUUCAUACGUCCCCGUAACGGUCCACGAAGGUGGUAACCUUGUCGAUAAUCUGGAGCAACUGAAGCGUUAUCAGGCAGUAGUACUUACCCUCACGCCGCUGAAGGACCAACUUGCUAUUGCGGACUUCUGCCACAAGAACGGCAUCUACGUCACUAUUGCCGACACCUUCGGUCUUUUCGGAUACCUAUUCAACGACUUUGGAAAGAACUUCACCAUCGGCGAUGCUACAGGUGAAGAGGCCGUGGGCGGCAUUGUAGCCAGCAUUGAUGAGGACGGUCUGGUUUCUGCUCUUGAUGAAAGCCGCCAUGGUUUAGAGGAUGGUGACUUUGUGACGUUCACCGAGGUGAAGGGGAUGGAAGGUCUGAAUGGCUCUGCCCCUCGUAAGGUUACCGUUAAGGGUCCUUACACAUUUUCUAUCGGCGAUGUCUCUGGCCUUGGUACAUAUGAGUCUGGCGGCAUCUUCACACAAGUUAAGAUGCCUAAGUUUGUCGACUUCCAGAGCUUGGAGGAGCAGCUCAAGAAGCCUGAGCUUAUGAUCUCGGACUUCGCCAAGUUCGACCGCCCGCAACAGCUACACAUCGGUAUCCAGGCACUUCACAAAUUUGCGGAGGGCCAUGAUGGCCAGCUGCCUCGUCCUCACAACGAGAGCGAUGCCCAGGAGGUUCUCAAGAUCUCCAACGACCUAGCCUCGAGCCAAGAAGAUAAGGUCGAAUUGGAUGAGAAGCUCAUUAAAGAACUCAGUUAUCAGGCACGUGGAGAUCUCAGCCCCUUGGCCGCCUUCUUUGGUGGUGUCACAGCACAGGAAGUUCUCAAGGCUGUUUCUGGAAAAUUCAGCCCCGUUAAUCAGUGGCUGUACUUGGACUCGCUCGAGUCGCUCCCAGCCUCUACUACACGGUCUGAAGAGAGCUGUAAACCACUUGGAACUCGGUAUGAUGGCCAGAUUGCCGUCUUUGGCAAGGAGUUCCAGGACAAGAUUGCCAACACUACCCAGUUCCUUGUUGGCGCAGGCGCUAUCGGAUGUGAAACCCUAAAGAACUGGGCUAUGAUGGGUUUGGGAACUGGUCCUAAGGGCAAAAUCUAUGUUACCGAUAUGGAUCAGAUUGAGAAGAGCAACCUCAACCGCCAGUUCCUAUUCCGUAGUAAGGAUGUGGGCAAGCUUAAGAGUGAGUGUGCCUCUGCUGCAGUUCAGGCCAUGAACCCUGAACUAGAGGGCAAAAUCGUCGCGUUGCGGGACCGUGUGGGGCAAGACACUGAACAUAUCUUCAACGAGGAGUUCUGGGAAGGGUUGGACGGAGUUACUAACGCGCUGGACAACGUUGAUGCGAGAACCUACGUUGAUCGUCGAUGUGUUUUCUUCCGUAAGCCUCUCCUCGAGAGUGGCACUCUCGGCACGAAGGGUAACACCCAAGUUAUCCUUCCGCAUAUCACAGAAUCCUACUCCAGCUCUCAAGAUCCUCCCGAGAAGUCCUUCCCCAUGUGCACUUUAAGAAGUUUCCCCAACCGGAUCGAGCACACCAUUGCCUGGUCCAGGGAUCUUUUCCAGACCUACUUUGUUGGGCCUCCUGAGUCUGUCAAUAUGUAUCUGUCACAGCCAAACUACAUUGAGCAAACGCUCAAGCAGGCUGGCAAUGAAAAGCAAACCCUGGAGCAGCUGCAUGAUUUCUUGGUGGCCAAUAAGCCAUUGACAUUUGACGAUUGCAUUGUCUGGGCUCGCCAGCAAUUUGAAGCUCAGUACAACAAUGCAAUCCAGCAAUUAUUGUACAACUUCCCUCGGGACUCCAAGACUUCUUCUGGUCAGCCUUUCUGGUCCGGGCCCAAGCGUGCCCCAACACCUCUGAAGUUUGAUAGCUCGAACCCAACCCACCUCGGGUUCAUCGUCGCCGGAGCAAAUCUCCAUGCUUUCAAUUAUGGAAUUAAAAACCCCGGAUUCGAUAAGGACUACUACCGCAAGGUUGUCGACAAUAUGAUCAUCCCUGAAUUCUCUCCCAAGUCCGGCGUGAAAAUCCAGGCCGAUGAGAACGAGGCUGAUCCGAAUGCUGGAAACGCCGGCUCAUCUUUUGAUGAUAACGAGGAGAUCCAGCGCCUGAUUGAUUCGCUGCCUUCGCCGAAGUCACUUGCUGGAUUCCGCUUGAACCCAGUCGAGUUUGAGAAAGAUGACGACACCAACCAUCAUAUCGACUUUAUUACGGCGGCUAGCAAUCUCCGUGCCGAUAACUACGAUAUUCCCCAGGCUGACCGUCAUAAGACUAAGUUCAUUGCUGGCAAGAUCAUUCCUGCUAUUGCCACGACUACCGCGCUGGUCACUGGACUGGUUGCCCUGGAGUUCUACAAGAUUAUCGACGGCAAGGAUGAUAUUGAACAGUACAAGAACGGCUUCGUAAACCUUGCACUUCCGUUCUUUGGCUUCAGUGAACCUAUCCCUAGUCCCAAGGGCAAAUACCAGGGCAAGGAUGGCGAAGUGACCAUUGAUCAACUUUGGGAUCGCUUUGAGGUCGAGGACAUUCCUUUGCAGGACUUCCUCAAGCACUUCGCCGACAAGGGCUUGGAAAUCAGCAUGGUUAGUUCCGGGGUGAGCUUGCUGUAUGCCAGUUUCUAUCCCCCGUCGAAGGUCAAGGACCGUCUCCCAUUAACGAUGAGCAAAUUGGUGGAGCAUAUCAGCAAGAAACCUGUUCCAGAGCACCAAAAGAACAUCAUCUUUGAAGUCACGGCCGAAGACCAAACGGAGGAGGAUGUAGAGAUUCCAUAUGUAAUGGUGAAGCUGAGGAAGUAAACUACGGGAUCUACUUAAAACUCCAUUGAAAGCUAGACAUCUGAUACAUC
Molecule: messenger RNA, 3285 nt
Organism: Aspergillus alliaceus
Lineage: Eukaryota; Fungi; Ascomycota; Eurotiomycetes; Eurotiales; Aspergillaceae
Gene: ubaA
Product: E1 ubiquitin-activating protein ubaA
Exons: 5
Coding region: 131-3235 (1034 amino acids)
Biological process (GO): protein sumoylation
Cellular component (GO): cytoplasm; SUMO activating enzyme complex
Molecular function (GO): SUMO activating enzyme activity
Source: RefSeq, a predicted model, not a curated record